AUGGACACCAAGGCGUACUUUCAGGAACAGGAAAGACGCUACAACAAGCUCAUGGCUGCCUUCAAGAAGAACGGCCAGAUUCGUGAUGCGCUCAGCAAGGUUUUGAACACAGAGAUCGUCAAGCUCCGCAAGCGCAUCAAGGCCUCUAAUACGCGCGCCGACGCUCGCGAUGCAGAGAUGGCAAUCCUUUUGAGAGAUGCAAAGGACUUGCGCGAGAGAUGGGCAGCGCUCGAGCACGGGCGCGAUCUCGACGAGCUCGGCGACUUUGCCGUUCGAUACUGCGAGUUUAAGAUCGCCUUGCAGCCACGUGCGUCGACGACGAGUGUGGGAAAGAAACACAAGUCGAAGAAGAGCAAGAAGUCGUCGAAGCACGCCAACGGUCACUCUCUGGUCCCUACUGUGCGUCCAAGCAACGAAUGGGUCUUCCGUCCCUACCGCUACACGAAGCUCUGCGAGAUCAUCGCCAAGCUGACACCAGAUGAUUUUCCAGAUCAACCCGACGCCAAGCUCGUCUUUCAAGCAGGGCUGGAGGAGUUUGAGCGGCUUGCCACCGAAGCUCAGAAGCGAUUCUCGCUGCUUUGA
This is a messenger RNA of Saprolegnia parasitica CBS 223.65, 582 nucleotides long. RefSeq lists its product as hypothetical. Bases 1 to 582 code for a protein of 193 amino acids. The transcript has a single exon. The record is from RefSeq and is a predicted model, not a curated record. NCBI's taxonomy places the organism in Eukaryota, Oomycota, Saprolegniomycetes, Saprolegniales, Saprolegniaceae.